Telopea speciosissima is the source of this 962-nucleotide messenger RNA. RefSeq names its product 60S ribosomal protein L2, mitochondrial-like. Gene Ontology annotation, molecular function: RNA binding; structural constituent of ribosome. The record is from RefSeq and is a predicted model, not a curated record. The transcript has a single exon. Bases 118 to 732 code for a protein of 204 amino acids. Lineage: Eukaryota; Viridiplantae; Streptophyta; Magnoliopsida; Proteales; Proteaceae. Gene Ontology annotation, cellular component: ribosome. Gene Ontology annotation, biological process: cytoplasmic translation.
AAGUUCUUAGGAAGAGCCGUACGAGGCAGCUCACGUACGGUUCGGGAGCCGAGCCCCAGCACAGGGGCUUAGGUCAACACUUAUAUAAUAGCCAGUCAUCAAUUGGAAGCGGGCAAGAUGGUGAUGAAUUGCGAUUGGUCCAAACCUUCGACCAGCGGCUUCUUGCGACCUGCCCAGAAUGCCCAUACAUACCAAGACCUUGUUCACACAGCGAAUAAAGGCCGGGUGGAAGGGGGCAGUCAGCUGGCUGCUUCUUGGCCACGCCCCCCUGCUUAUAGAUACGAUAUACUUGAUCUAAAUUCUCAAAUAGGAAAUUGCAUACCAUUAGCCGAUAUACGUAUAGGAACAUGGGUACAUGAUAUUGAAUGUAAUCCAGGUCAAGGCGCAAAGCUGGCUCGAGCCGCAGGAACUUUUGCAAAAAUAAUGAAGGAACCAGCACCACAAUGUCUUGUGCGGCUACCUUCGGGUGUUGAAAAACUCAUUGAUUCCCGAUGCCGAGCUACUAUUGGUAUAGUUUCCAAUCCCAACCAUGGUGCACGUAAGCUUAGAAAAGCUGGACAAAGCCGGUGGUUAGGCAGACGCCCCAUUGUUCGUGGUGUUGCAAUGAAUCCAGUGGAUCAUCCUCAUGGAGGAGGUGAGGGGCGCACGAAAGGAGGUAGACCUUCGGUGUCACCUUGGGGGAAGCCCACCAAAGCUGGAUUUCGGGCAGGGGUGGGGAAACGCAGAAAUUAGUUCAUGCCACGACGAUCUAUAUGGAAGGGCAGUCUUGUUGAUGCAUUCCUGUUGAGAAUGCAGAAGAAAAGAGAUCUUCUAUUUCGCCGGAAUUCGUUGAUUGCUCCGUACGAAUUUACAAUGGAAAAACUCCUGUUCGUUGUAAGAUCACUGAAGGAAAGGUUGGUCAUAAAUUUGGAGAGUUUGCUUCUACACGGAAACGAAGACCUUCGAGAACAAAUAUUGGACCG